Messenger RNA from Suillus clintonianus, 1552 nucleotides. RefSeq lists its product as uncharacterized. Bases 136 to 1170 code for a protein of 344 amino acids. Lineage: Eukaryota; Fungi; Basidiomycota; Agaricomycetes; Boletales; Suillaceae. Gene Ontology annotation, biological process: pentose-phosphate shunt, non-oxidative branch; carbohydrate metabolic process. Gene Ontology annotation, cellular component: intracellular anatomical structure. The transcript has 8 exons. The record is from RefSeq and is a predicted model, not a curated record. Gene Ontology annotation, molecular function: transaldolase activity.
AUUGGAGACACUAGGUAGACAUCCACACUAGCUUUGGCCAGUGCCAAGAAUUGUGAGAGACACUCUCCCGGUUGUGGGCAAUAGUCAAGACGAAAGAGUAAAAGUACAUGCCUUUGCUCGUGACCGAUUGCCAUCAUGGUGACCCUACUGUCACAGAUCCAAGCUCUUGGGGUUAUCGUGGACAUUGAUUCCAUGGAUCCCAAGGCAGCCGAAUCCUUGUCUGUCUCGACGACGUUCCAUUCCAUGACGUCUAAUCAGGCGAUUGUGAAUGGCCAGUUGCAAGUGCAAUGGGACGCGAAUUUGGAACCCCUUGUAUCUCAGUAUGUCCAGGACAUUGCGAUCGACAUAUCAACCGAGGAUGGUAUUUUGAAUGUGCUGAAUCUCGUGACUGUCCUUCUCGCUAGCAAAGUCAUUCCAUAUCUGGACAAGACGGGUAGAGUUCUCGCGCAGACAUCACCUCGCACAGCAUACGAUAAGGAUGCCACUGUUGCACACGCAAGGGCUCUUAUCAGCGCUUUUGGCAAACGCGGCAUAUAUAAGGAUCGGGUCUGUAUAAAAAUACCAGCCACACCGGAAGGCAUCCUUGCGUGCAAGGAGCUGGAGGAAAGCGGCAUACGUACACUCGGAACUUGUUUGUUCUCUGUCCCGCAGGCUAUGGCAGCAUCGCAGGCGGGAUGUCUCUCUAUUUCACCUUACUUCAAUGAAUUACGAGUACACUUUCCAGAAGGUGCCUCCUCGUAUGUUGAAUACAACGACCCCGUUCGGCAGCAUCCUAUGUCACCGGUGAUAUGCUCAAUUAUACAAGCCUUCAAGGAGAAACAAACAAGCACGACUGUGGUGCCAGCGAGUAUCAUCACACUAGACGAGGCUGUUGCUCUGGCAAGACUUCGUCCACAUCACUUAACCAUAUCGGACAGGGUACUCGCUCUGCUCGCUGCUGCACCCGGAAGAUCAGACGAUGAGUUAGCUGCUGUUACAUUGGAAGUGGCCGGAGAAAAGUCUGUGUUGGACGCUGACUAUUUGUCCAACAGCGCAGCUGCCCUGCAAACCGCGCUUUCAAAGGAUGCAGAAACCUCCCGGAAGAUCAAAGAAGCUGUUGAGAUUUUUGGUCAACAGGAGGAGAAAUCGAUCCAGUUCUUGCGGGAGGCGCUGUCCACCAAAGAAGCCUGACCUCACGAGUCACGACUAAAUAUUCAUCCUGUUAGGACUGAUGUUUCUAAGAAGCUCAGGUUACUGGCUGUAGAGGUGUACGUUUUGGAGUGGAUCGCGAGCGUUGACACGUAAAAGAUGGUCUUUGCAAGGAGAGACGCUGCUGAUUAACUCGCUCGUCGACACUCUGAUAAUGGGUGAUGCUGAUAUUCAACGAGCUCAUCAGGUGAUGAUACGUGGAAUGCGGCCUGAAAUACUGACGAGCCAGAGGUUCUGUACGUCCAAAGAUGAUUCCUUGAGGCAUAGGUGGAGUCGUAGACUCAUCACCCAGUCCCAAACUGCUUGAUGUUUUUUUUUCUGUGUCAAAGUACCAUUUGCAUAUUUGCAUCUUGUAACGUUGAAC